Molecule: messenger RNA, 8482 nt
Organism: Schistocerca cancellata (South American locust)
Lineage: Eukaryota; Metazoa; Arthropoda; Insecta; Orthoptera; Acrididae
Exons: 2
Coding region: 4036-5058 (340 amino acids)
Source: RefSeq, a predicted model, not a curated record
CCACCGCUGUGCUACCGACUGCUCCGGUCGUGGCCUCUGCCGCGCAUCCAACUGAUCCACUCGCGUUCACCGCCUCAGUGCCGACUGAUCAGCUCGCGGACACCGCUGCGCUGCCGACUGAUCAGCUCGGGAACACCGCCGCGCUGCCGACUGAUCCUCUCGUAGACACCGCCGCGCUGCUGACAGAUCCUCUCGUUGACACCGCCGCGCUGCUGACAUAUCCGCUUGCGGACACUGCCGAACUUGCAUCUACUCCCGUCACAUGGCCUGUCAACAGCUCCACUCGCGGGGAGCUGUCAUGCUUCUGUCUGCUCAACUUCGUGUGGUCUACUGUGCGUCUGGUCAGCUCCUUGGGGGGCCAUUGUCGUCGUGUCUGAUUAUCUCCACAGGAGGCUGUCUUGCUGGCAUCGGCUCAGUACGCGGUAUUUUGGGUUCGGUAGAUGCUUGUCAGGCCAACAACUGCUCUGCUCAGAGAGUGAUGGCUGGACAACUCUGUCGCCAUAUCAACUCAUCAGCUUGCUCUUGGAAUGUUGCCGUCAGAUAUUGUAUCUGCCCUGCAAGCAGGUUAAUGACCUGGUAAGUCACUUUAUUUCGGGCAAUGAUCAGUUAAAUGGUUAAUCUCUAUUCACAUUUAAUUAGAGACCCAUUAGUGACAUUAUCUUUUAGUAUUGUGUGAUUUUUCUAGGACUUUGCUUCAUUGCGUAGUUUGUUGAUUUUAAUGGCACCAGUCAAUUAGUCCAACAGUUUUUUAAAUUUUCCUUAAAAAAUAAUUUUUUCAGCUGUGGGCAGUAGUUAGAAAUUUUAUUGUCAUGAUGUAGAUUAUUAUAAAGAGCAUUGAAAUUAAAGAAAUUAAAGAUUCUUCUAUCACUGGGAUUCAUUUAAGCCAUGCAGUGUUGGGCUACCUAAUGUCAUGCUUGAGGGCCCCAGAUGGGAUCCAAACUCAGGGAUUCAGACAUAUGGAGCAGUUGCUCAAGUUGUCAAAAAUGAAUGAUAUAUUUACCACAACAUGUUUUGGGACUGCAUUAUCAGAUAAUCAAAUGGUUAAAGCUAUGUCAUUAGGAACUAUCAAAACUAAAAAUCCAGUAACAAACAUGCCUUUUCAAACAUUUAAAUCUCUUCUGUGAAUGUUUCUUUUUUUUGCAUAGCCUUCUCAUGAAGGUCAGUUACAAGCAGAGCUUUGUGAGAUGGUUAAGUGAGAAAAUGAGAUAUUCAAAGAAGAGCUUUAUUUGUUUAAUAUGGCAUGUUUGCUUGUAGUGUGUUAGUUUGAUGGUGUCUAUGGGAUAGCAAUGUUAAACUCUUGAUAACAGGAUAUAUAAGCUUGAAACAUAUUGUGGUAAAUAUAACUUGUAAGAUGUAUGGAAGUUUCUAUGUCCAGGUCAGCACGGUGACACCUACUUGUGGAGAACGAUUGCCCUUAGCGACCAGUCUCCUGACAGUGGUGGUUGUCUAAGUUGCUGCAUUGCUGGUUGGGUGCUGUUAGCACAAUGGCAGUUCUUCACCUGAUCGGCUAUUGUCGCUGUGGCAUCCCCAUUAUGGGAAAGAGUGUUCCUAAAGCUGUGCUUCUUGUGGUUUUCCAACUCCAAGCCAGCAGCUCCGCUCAUAUGAUACAGCUGUGAUGGGUGGCAAUCCUGCUAGGAGAGCACUCAUGAAUCAGUGCUCCACUCCCGGUAUCCACGGUGCUACUGACUGCUCUGCUCUGGGGAGCCAUGGUGCUGUCGACCGCUCCGCUCAUGGCAGCCAUGGUGCUGUCGACGGCUCUGCUCGUGGGAGCUGUGUUACUGUCGGCCGCUCCGCUCGUGGGAGCCGUAGAGCUGUCGACUGCUCCGAUCGUGGGAGCAGUGUUGCUGUCGGCCGCUCCGCUCGUGGGAGCCGUGGUGCUGUCGGCUGCUCCGCUCGUGGGAGCCGUGGUGCUGUCGGCUGCUCCGCUCGUGGGAGCCGUGGUGCUGUCGGCUGCUCCGCUCGUGGGAGCCGUGGUGCUGUCAGCUGCUCCGCUCGUGGGAGCCGUGGUGCUGUCGACUGCUCCGCUCGUGGGAGCCGUGGUGCUGUCGACUGCUCCGCCCGUGGGAGCCGUAGUGCUGUCGACCACUCCGAUCGUGGGAGUCGUGGUGCUGUCAACCGCUCUGCUCGUGGGAGCCGUGGUGCUGUCGGCCGCUCCGUUCAUGGGAGCCGUGGUGCUAGCAACUGCUCUGCUCGUGGGAGCUGUGACGCUAUCAACUGCUCUGCCCAGGGAAUCCAUCGUCCUGGUUGAUGCUCCACUCGUGGGGGCUAUUGACUGCUUCAUUUGUGAGGGCUAUCUUACAGGUGACUUUGCUACACACCAGUACUGUUGUCCAAGCCAUGACCUUGUGGUAGUUGUCAUUCUGGUUACAGUUCUACUUGUGGUGGCAGUUUGCUGGCGACUAUUCUACUCAUAGGCCCAUUUCUGAUGGUGAUUGCUGCUCAAGGAUACUGACAACAUUGCAAUGAUUAACAACUUCCUUUCAGAUAUGGGGACCAAUAUUGAACUGUAGAUCUUGUUGACUGCAUUUUCCAUAGUUGCACUACUUGAUCUUUCCAAAACAUAAAAUGCUUCUGAGUGUUAAGAUUCAACUUGAUUGAUGUGAUCCAGAAUGCUGUGUCUGACACCGAAUAGUGUUUUAAAAGCAUAGAAUAUUUUUAAAGCAUACUUGUUUGAGGCCAUAAGAGGUUGAAAACAUUAAAUUUGUUGUUAUCUUAGUUGUGGAACUUUGGACAUCAUUAUGUGUUAAGGAGUUUGAGUGUGAGGCCAGUAUUGCAUUCCACUCCCUGGAAGUAUGGUGCAGUUUGCAGUUCACUGUGGAUUUAGGAUGUGAAUUUCUUGUUGUGCAAUGCACUGAAGAACUUGAUUGUAGGAGAUUUACUCUGUUGUGUACUGCGUGGUACAGUUCAGACCUUAAUUGUAAUGUCUGGCAGACCAUGGGCAUUUUGUGCCUUGUACACAGUGUUUCAGUAUGUUAUGAUGUCCUUUGCAACUUUGCCUAUCAACUUGGGUGCUGACAUUGUGCAAAGUGGAAUGCAGCUGAUUCUCCACUAGUCUCCAAUCAUUGGUCAGUUGGACCACUGCUAAUUCAGUAUUUGGUUGUAGCAGCUGUAGCCACUCGCAACCACAUGCCUCAGUCUCUCUGCUCUGCAGGUGUUUUUUUAUACAAAAGAGUGUAUUGAAGUUUAGGCCCCUUGCUGCAGUUUAAUAUGCUUUUCAGUUUUGGCUGCUGUGGAUCUCUUAUCAGAUGCUGUGCGUUGUCUCUUAAUCUAUGUGCUAGGCUGGGGCUGUUAUCACCACUGUCUGAUUGAUGCAACAACUGCUCGUACCAUCCCAUGUCCCAGUGUUAUAUUUGUUAGUAAAUUGUCAAAGUCAUUGUUUUUUAAGUGUUUGUGUAGUGUUGUGGUGUUUCCUACAGUUACAGGUGCUUCAGUUUCCUGUGGUGAAAUUUGCAUUGGUUGUCAAACGUACUCGUGUUUUUUUUUAGAUAUCAAUUUCUUUUGUGCAUUUAUCCAAGAGGUCAUAGGUUUGCAUGUGCAGUAAUUCAGCAACUGUGGGACGAGGAGAGUGACCAGUUAAUACAAAUUUAGUUCCAGGAAACAAAAACAGCCAUAAUUGGUUCUUUGGAUAAUCAUAUAGAACUGUUAAACAGGGGAUGUCAAACCAUUUAUCAAAAAUUCACCAGAUACAGACAGUUGAGUCUGACUGACCACUCAGCCAGCCCAAUCCGUUCGAUUGGUCCAUCUCUGAAUGGAUUCCUUAUAUGGUCAUACCUAUAUGCUGUGUUCAAGUUUCAGUUUACCGGGACCACAACCAAGACCACAGACAAGUAUGUUUUGUAAGCUAUGUGCAUGCGCUCUAGAAUGUUUACCUUGUUAAUAUUUUGGUUGUACCGUGAUUAGCUGCUCUAUCUCCAUGUCGUUCAACGCAGAAGUGCCCAGCUUAUUUUUUUUUUUUUUUUUUUUCCUGGAGGUAUCCAGGAUUUGUCAAAUUGGUCAUGGAGAUGUCCAAGGUACAUCCAGGGAUCAUCGCACUAUAUGUCGCCGAGGUGGCUGGAUUUCACUGCCACAUUCAUAACAGAGGUGUCAGGAUUUGUCACAGAGGUAUCUGUUGUUUGUCGUGGAAGUGUCCAUGAUUCAUUGCACCAUUCAUCACAGAGGGGUCCUGUUCAUUGUGGAGAUGUCCAGGAUUUGUCCCGGAGCUGUCCGGGUUUUGUCGCAGACGUGUCCCGGAUUCAUCGUGGGGGUGUCUGGGAUUCGUUGCAUUGUUUAUUGUGGAGGCAGCCGAGAUUCAUUGCAUUGCUCAUUGUGGAGGUGUCUGGUAUUUGUCGUGGAAGUGUUCUCCAGGACUCGAUGCGGAGAUGUCUGGGAUUCGUCGCGGGACUCGAUGCGGAGGUGUCCGGCAUUUGUUGCGGAGACAUCCAGCAUUCGUCACGGAGAUGUCUGGGAUUCAUCGUGGAGGUAUCCAGGAGUCGUGGAGAUGUCCAUGACUCGUCGUGGAAAUGUCCGAUCUGCGAUUCAUCGUGGAGUGUCCAGCAGAAUUCAUCACAGAGGUGUCACGGAUUUACUGGCAGAGGUAUCUCGGUUCCGUCUCAUCGUUCGUUGUGGAGGUGUCCGGGUUUCGUCUCAUCGUUCUUCGCGGAGGUGUCCGGGUUUCGUCUCAUCGUUCUUCGCGGAGGUGUCCGGGUUUCGUCUCAUCGUUCUACGCGGAGGUGUCCGGGUUUUGUUUCAUCGUUCGUCGCGGAGGUGUGGGGGUUUCGUCGCGGAGGUGUGGGGGUUUCGUCGCGGAGGUGUCCGGGUUUCAUCGCGGAGGUGUCCGGGUUUCAUCGCGGAGGUGUCGGGGUUUCGUCUCAUCGUUCGUCGCGGAGGUGUCCGGGUUUCGUCUCAUCGUUCGUCGCGGAGCUGUCCGGGUUUCGUCUCAUCGUUCGUCGCGGAGCUGCCGGGUUUCGUCUCAUCGUUCGUCGCGGAGGGGGGGGUCUUGCUUUCGUCAUUGGUUUUUCUAAUUACAUAUCAUUGUGGUGUCCUAAGAUUUUCUUAACAUGCAUGAUAGAGGUGUUGUAAGAUUUUUUGGCAUCCAUCAGAUGUGUCACAAGUCAUAGCAUAUCCCUGGUGCACAAUGAGCUGAAAGGACACCACAUGGAAAUUCCUAUAGUAUUAUUUGUGCAUCAUGGAGGAGAUAGCGAUUUGGUGCAUAUGGUACCAAAUAGAUGCCUGUCAGUUGACACAUUACAGAGUGUCCAGUUCAGAUUGUACAAUAAAUUUAUCCAUAGUUCACAGCUUGUACAAUAAAUUUGUCCAUAGUUCAUAUUACCAUGCACCAUGUUCACUUUUAUGGCUGGCUGCCUAAGUUACAGACCAGUAUGGUUUAUUGUCUUAUUCCUUAUGGAGAUGUUCAUUGACUGUCUCUAUAUUAAUUGGGAAUUUUUUGUGAUUCUAGUCUGUCAUAUGCUUAUAUGUAACUGGUGUCUCCUGCUUUAGACACACAAUUGAGACCUUGUCUUUCAAAAAUUAGAACUUGAUCCAUGUGAAGGUACAACAUUGACAUACAAAGGUUAGCUUGUGUGCCACAGUGAUGUCUCAGUUCUUUUUACCAUUUUCUGUAGUGCAUAAUGUGAAUAGUGAAAUAUUUGGUUUUGUGUAAUUGGCUCAAAGCAGGUAAGACUACAUAUGGUAUUUAAUGAUGUAUACUUAACAUUUGGUGUUGCCUUUUUUUGUGCUGGUUGAUUUAGUCACCUGUUGUAUAAAAAUUACAUUUACUGGCAGAAAUAUCCCAGUAAAGCUGUGGAUUUAACUCUUGAUAUUGGACUGCUCUUAAGAGGUUGUAUGGAACAAAAUUGCAGUAUAUAUCUGUUAUUAUUUCUUUUCAUUAUGGCCUAACUACUUCUUCAUUAGAGCAGAUGUAUCCUAAGAAAUUCAGAAGCUGUAUCACUGAAAUCAAAGAGAUGUGAGAGUUCAUUCUGACACACAAGUGCAGUUGGAUUUUUUUUUAAAUUUAUUUAUUGAUGUUAGCAGAUUCAUCACAGAUAAUCAGCGCAUUUUUUACGCCAAAGACAUAAACUUCCUUUUCAAAUGUUUUUAUGUACACACACUGUAUUACUUUGAAGCAGGUCUCAAUUCUGCAUCACAUACUUACUUGUCAACAUGACUGCAGGAACAAGGUGUGUGUGACAUGCCCCCCCCCCCCCCCCCCCCAACACUAAAACAAUUCCACUCAUGCAUUCCUUUCUGGGUCUUCCAAUUUGCAUGCAGUCUUUUAUUGUGAUCGUCAGUCUAAAAUUUUCACUGAGUACUGCAUUAGUUUGAUUAUUUAUCACUUCUUUGGAUUGAUGCAGUUCUCUCACCAGAUUCUCAUAAAGAAAACUGCACUUAAGUGAGAUAUGGGGGCAGUCACCCACUUGUAAUGAAAUGACCUAAUUAAAUUCCACAAUUGACUGUGCAACUAGUACUGGACUUCCAUCAUUUCAUUAAAUUUCACAGUUCAUGAGAAAGGUCUUCCUGGAUAACAAGUCAUCUCUCAAUAACAGUUGAAUUCUAGAAAUGUUUUACAAAGAAUGCAGUUGUGAAUGAUUAAUCAAAACCUAACAUACUGAAACAUAGUUGAUACCAAAAUAUUAAUUUGCUGUCACAUUGUUUUUAGGCAGCAAUUGGCAAGUAUAUAUAGAGCAUUACUUGCUAUGGUCCUAUAUGUAGUCUUACAGUCAUGUGUGUUUAUACCGAUAUUGUAAUACAUACUUAUUUCACAGUUAAUGUAAUCUUUAUUAGUGAUAUUAUUUCCUUGUUCAUCUCUGUAAUUCAUAUAGAUUUGGAAAUGGUGAUAAGUCAGGUCCUUAUUUUUUGAAGAAUAAUUUAAGCAUUGCUCUAUAAUCAGGAAACUUACUACUUUAAAUCAGUAUAGAUCAAUGUUCUAGCAAGAUUUUUUAAAGUAGGAUCAACAUUUUAGAGCACCUAAUACUAUGAAGUUUCAUGUACCAAAUUCUUUUGUAAAAUAAAUGUUCCUCAACAAAACUAUGCUACAUCUGUCAGUACAUUAUAGAAAAAUUGCCUGAAUAAUAAUACUCAGGUAAACUGAAAUAAUUGUAAUAUUUACUAGGUAAUUGAUAUCCAAAAGUAAACUAAAAAAUUGAAAACAAAGCAUUUAUUUACUUUAGGAAUGAUACCAGAGCAAAUGGAGGUCCUACACUUUUCAUACAUUCUUUGUUCUUAUGAUUGGUGACAAAGCUAUUAUCAGUGAUGUUAUUGCUCUAAUGUGGUUGAAAAGUUGCAUUGCUCCAUGCCAUAAACUUAUUAGUGUUGCUUGUGAACCUUUCAUUGCAGUUCCUAGUGUGAGUGUCCCAUUAAAAAUUCCUUCUGUCACUUCCACCUUCAAAAUAGAGAAACACUUCCAUCAGUUCUCAUUUCAGCUUAUAUAAGUUACUUAAACUGUGUGUGAGAGACUUAUGGGCACUCAACACUGAGGUUAUCAGCGCACCAAAGUGGAAAUUUGUAUCCAUGUCUUAUCUUUUGAUUCACAUGUAAUGAAAAUUAACUUUAACUCUCAACUACUAAAUUCUUUUUAUUUUAUUUAUUUAUUUUGAGAGAGUGUGUCUUUCUCGAGUAUCUGAAGUUAAACACCAGGAUGGAUUCAUAAUAUGCCUCGCUCAAACAUGAAUUUGGUUUAGUUUAUGAAAUUCUUCUCAUUGAACAUUUGAUGAGUUGUGUAAAUAAAUCACAUAUUAAGUACAUAACUAAUUGCUUUGGUGUCUUUACCAUUUGUUAAUAUUCAGUGCAGAGUAUGAACACCAUUAUAGCAUAGAAUCAUAGUUUUUUUUAUAACAUUGGUUGGUUGCAUGAGAGUUGGUAAUGAUAGUUCUGUUUCUAUACUACUUUGUGAGACAGCGCACCAUCUUGAAUUUCUGUAUGGAUAAUACAUUAAACUGAACGUCUUCAAUGGAAUUUGUGCUUACAUAUUAAUAAAACUAUUGUAAUCAAAGUCAGUCUUUGCAUAAGCGAAAUAAAGAUUAUAUACCAGUGCUCUGGUUGAAAUCCAGUCAGCAGUUUCUUCCUCAUUUUAGAUACUUCUUGCUUAAAUUAGAACAUCUUGUGGAACCUUUUGUGAUCAGUUCUUAUCAGCCCUUCAGUACUAUAACCACAACUCUAUUUCAUGUUUGCGAUUAUUUUAUGUUUCAAUUGAAGAUCACACUGCACAACAGUAAUUUGUUGUGUAUCGGCACUGUGGGAAACAUAUUUCUCCAUUAUGGGAAACCCAUUGCUCCAUAAAUCUAAUAAAUUGUCAAUAACUGGCAAGUGUCAGCAGUGUCAUGGCAAUAUUUUUAAUCCUUUAUUACUUGAUGUUUAGUAUAUGAUGGUUGUUAGUAUAUAGAUUAUUUCCUUUGCCGAGAAAACAAGAUAAUGAGGGUUGAAGUAUUUCCAGUGUUUUCUAUUUAUCAAAAAAAUAAGUAAUGUAUGAAUAAAAAUAAAUGCUAAUAAAGGAAUAACAUUUUCUAAA